Molecule: messenger RNA, 1302 nt
Organism: Sphenostylis stenocarpa
Lineage: Eukaryota; Viridiplantae; Streptophyta; Magnoliopsida; Fabales; Fabaceae
Source: the annotation of a GenBank genome assembly
AUGGGAACCUCUAUGCCUUCAAGCAACUGUUCUUCUUUCUCAUAUUUCAGUACACGAAGAAUAGCUGCCACAAUCAAUGUGCCGAAGAUCAAGGUAACCAAGAUUUCCACUCCAAGGCUUCCAAACAGAAGCUUGGUCGCGGAAUUGGAUUAUCUAAACAAUUGCAUUUCAACCACCACCGCAACUCGGGCAAAAGAGGAUACUUACUACUCCAAAAUCAACACUACCGGUUCUACAACAUCUGGAAUACGCACACCAAAUUCCAUGGAGGUUGUAAAGCUUCAUUUGAUUAUGGAGAUUGUAGAAGAUAGAAUGGAGAUGCACAAGAAUAUUGGAGCACAGCGUGACAACUGGAACCGUCUUCUAAUGACAUCUGUUGAUAUGAUCACUCUUUCUGCUUCAACUAUGGUUGGCCUUGCAGCUGUUUGUCCAAGUGGAGCACCUAUUGUGGCCUUGAAGGUGUCCUCCACAAUUCUUUACAUGGCAGCCACAGGGUUAAUUUUGGUCAUGAACAAAAUUCAGCCAUCACAGCUUGCGGAGGAGCAGAGAAAUGGUGCUAGGCUGUUCAAGCAGCUCCAUGGAGAACUCAGAACAAUGAUUUCUCUUGGGAAUCCUACUGAGAGUGAUGUUGAUGAAGCAAUGGAGAAAGUGUUUGUGUUGGACAGGGCCUUCCCUCUUCCUCUAUUGGGCUCAAUGCUUGAAAAAUUCCCUCAAACUGUGGAGCCAGCUGUGUGGUGGCCUAGACAGAAGCAAAGGAGUCCAAGAAAAGAAGAGUUAGGUGGGAAACUGACAGGGAAGAAUGGAUGGGAUGCAAGGUUGGAGGCUGAAAUGAGAAAGAUUGUGAUGGUUUUGAGAAAGAAGGACAUGGCAGAGUACUUGAGGUUGGGUAAAGAAGUUUUGAACUUCAACAAGGUAUUGGCAGUUUCUGGUCCGCUACUCACUGGCCUUGCAGCGUUGGGUUCAUGCCUUUUGGGUUCUGUGAAUGCAUCUUGGCCUAUGAUGCUUGGGGUUGUUGGAGGAGCUUUGGCAAGUGUUGUCAACACAUUAGAGCAUGGGGGGCAAGUAGGGAUGGUGUUUGAGAUGUAUAGGGCAAAUUCUGGUUUCUUUAAGCUCAUGGAAGAGAACAUCGAACUAAAUAUUAAUGAAGAAGAUCCUCAUAAAAGAGAAAAUGGGGAAUUGUUUGAAAUCAAAGUAGCUUUACAGCUAGGUAGGAGUCUCUCAGAACUCAGGCAAUUCGCUGCUGCAGUUUCAUCAUCACAUGAAGAGAAAGGUUCUGAAGAGUUUGCUAGCAAGCUUUUCUAG